This is a messenger RNA of Pseudozyma hubeiensis SY62, 789 nucleotides long. RefSeq lists its product as hypothetical. Gene Ontology annotation, molecular function: structural constituent of ribosome. The record is from RefSeq and is a predicted model, not a curated record. The transcript has 2 exons. The coding region runs from base 1 to 789 and encodes 262 amino acids. Gene Ontology annotation, cellular component: mitochondrial large ribosomal subunit. NCBI's taxonomy places the organism in Eukaryota, Fungi, Basidiomycota, Ustilaginomycetes, Ustilaginales, Ustilaginaceae.
AUGCAACGGAGAAUUGGGACACACCGCUCAAAUGCUUUUCGUCCCCUUCACACACAGCGGUGUCAUGCCGACGCAAAGCUCACUUCGAGUGUUAAGCGACACGCACGGCAAAGUCCGAACACUGAAAAUCGAUAUCGAAAAAUCUCAGAUCGAAUUGCCCACGGCCCCCGAUCCCAAUCGAUCGUAGGUCUAACACUUUCUUCUGGAGAAAAUGCGGGCAAGGGCAAAAGUGUCGUUCAGCGGCUCAGGAAAGAUUUUUGGAAACCUUCUCGUCAUCCUCGACUUCUGUCUUCCAUCGCAUUCUCGUCGACGGCCAUCAACGACAACUCUCCUCGCUCAUCAAACGCAGUCGAACAUCGCUCGAACACUAAUCUCACCCAUCCUGCACGUCUAAGUGCUUCAGCCUUUGCCGCAUCGUCCACCGCAGCCGGAGCAGCACCUCUUCAACCACAUUCUCCUCAUACCACAAUGUUCGGCGCCUUCCGACCAUCCCUCCCUUCCCUCGGUGGACUUCUCUGGAAGAACCCAUGGCGACUCUCAGCCACCCGCAAAUCGCGCGUUCGACAACGCCUCCGAGCCGUCGACGACGUAAUCUCCACACUCCAAGCAUCCUCCGUCCAGUGCAACUCCCUCACCCACGCCAUCUCCUCCAUCACCCCAGAAUCACAAAUGGCAGCAAAGGACAAAUACACAACCUUCAGCAAACACGACCGCGGUUUCCGAAAAUCCAUCCACAAGGUCCCCAAGUGGACCAGAAAGACCAUCAGAGACAAUCCCGUCGGUUACUAA